AUGGAACCAAAUCAAGAAAACUACAACGACGCAAUAACAUCCACCACAACUGUCGAAGAACAACAUCAACAAAGUUUGCGAUACAAUUGCACUUUUUGCACAAGCCGCUUCACCAAUCCACAAGCACUUGGAGGCCAUAUGCAAAUCCACCGCAUGCAUAAAGCUAUGCCGACCUUCUCACCACCACCAAACGUUGCUGCCACCAACGUCGCAAUCAAUCCCUUUUCAAUUUAUGCUAAAGGGAAAAACAAAUCACGUCAAUUUUUUGGGGAUGGCUCGCAUGAUUCAAGAAAUAACCAUCAAGAAAAUGUAAUGAGAGAUCCAAUAUCACCGGGGAAUGAAGUAGACCUUGAGCUCAGGUUAGGACAAUCUGAAUCGUCGGGGAGCAAGAUUACUACUAGAAAAUUCUUCUAA
Molecule: messenger RNA, 414 nt
Organism: Lactuca saligna
Lineage: Eukaryota; Viridiplantae; Streptophyta; Magnoliopsida; Asterales; Asteraceae
Source: the annotation of a GenBank genome assembly